AAAUGAUUAAAAAUGGAAGACGGAAAGAACGGAGUUAAAGUAAGUGAGAGUCCCAUGGUUUCAGUUACAUUCUCUCCAUCUCUGGCUUAUUAGGUUUUCCCCUGUUAGGUCAUUGAAACAGCCAUGGAAGAAAGCUCAAAGCGAAGAAAAACAGAAAACGAAAAUGAAGACAAAAUCGACCGAUUAAGCCCUCUACCAGACACACUAUUAUGUCAUAUACUAUCCUUCCUCCCCACAAAAACCUUCGUCUCUACAAUGACCCUCGUCUCACGCAGAUACCGUCAUCUCUGGAAGCAUCUUCAAUCAUUCAACUUCUACUACGACUAUAAUCCCAUCCUCGGCGCUAACUCCGAAAACUUCAAACGCUUCGCCGUUUUCGUUAACGCUGUGCUCACUCAACGGCAUUCCAUCGACGUUCGUAAGAUGCGUCUCUCUUGUGGCUACUUCAAGUCUCAACCUGAAGACCCACAUGCUUACUUGUAUGACUCGUGGGUCCGAUCCGGUGCCCGGUUUACUGAAAUGUCUGUUGAUGCUUGGAUUCGUAUUGCCGCUGGUCCGCUGCUUGAGGAAAUGAAUCUUGCUCUUUUUACAUCUGAGGAUCAUGGCUUCCGCCUUCCUCUCGCCGUUCUCUCAUGUCCUAAGCUACUCUCCUUAAGUCUCUGCGGUGAAAUUGUUGUGGAAUUAGCACAAUCUUCGGCAAUUUCUUUGCCUUCAUUAAAGACGCUGAAACUAGACAUUGGUAAUGUGGAUGUGAAUUCUGUGGAUAUCCUUCUCUCAAGCUGCCCAAUCUUAGAAACCCUGGAACUUGCCUUUUCUCCUAUAUCUCUGGCCAAGCUUCGUGUUCCAUCUACCUUGAAGAGUUUGAAACUCACUGUUGAAAAUGACAUUGGAGCUUGCCUUGAGAUUGAUGCACCCGAUCUCAAAUACCUUAGCCUCACCAGAAUUACAUUUGCCAAUGAUGCUGCGGUUGGGAACUUGCACAACGUGAAAGAAGCAUAUCUUGAUGUAUUUUCCACUCCUGAAAAUGAAAAUGAAUCGGUUGACCCUUUACUCAUUCUCCUCCAAGCUCUCACUGGAAUUAAACGUCUAGUAUUGCGAUGUUAUACAGCAAAGACACUGGUAGAUGGUCAACCUAUUAUAAAUUUUUCGAAUAUACAUUUUCCGGAAUUUCACCAUUUACUACAUCUAGAGCUCAUUCUUCCCACUUUCGACACUUUUCUGUACGGUGUACUUCAGAAAUGUCCUAUGCUUCAAGCUCUUAUAAUUCAAAACGACAAGGAUACAUCACCAAAUGAAAGUGACUUGGAGGUGAAGCCUAGUACUGUCCCUAACUGUCUCGUGUCUCACUUGUCCUAUAUGCACAUUAAAGGGUAUCAAGGAGAUUCUAGUGAGAUGGAAUUCGCUAGCUAUGUUUUGCAAAAUGGACUUGUUUUAAAGAAAAUGAUUAUUUCUGGUGUUUUGUUGGACCAAAAGAAGAAGUGGGAGAAGUACCGUUGUCUUAGCAAAUUUUCUAAUAUGCCGAGGGGAUCUGCUGUCUGCCAAGUUACAUUUGACUGAGCUAUAUCUACUCAAGGCUAAAGCCGUUUGCAGAUUUGGCAUUUGCAAAUUAUCGUUAUUGCUUAUCGACUUCCUAGCUCGUUACUUAAUGGAAUUUGAAACUUGAAACUUUUUGGGAUUUAUGUUUUGGCACUGUGCUUAUGCAUUUUGCAUUUUAUUUCAUUCUAGUCUCUUGCAACUACUUGCUUAAGUUUAUGUCGUUUUGUGUAGAACAAAACUAAGUCAAUGGAAAUUGUUUAAUGGCUUUCCAAACACUACAACUCAGUUUUGGUAUUUGAUCACAUUAAUUGCUUAAGAUUGUGGAUGCUUAGUGAAAUUAUUUUGCUAUUUUGAGGCGCAAACAAUAUAUUUUGAUCGCAUGAA
This is a messenger RNA of Medicago truncatula (barrel medic), 1920 nucleotides long. Its product is annotated as F-box/FBD/LRR-repeat protein At4g26340. The transcript has 5 exons. Lineage: Eukaryota; Viridiplantae; Streptophyta; Magnoliopsida; Fabales; Fabaceae. Gene Ontology annotation, molecular function: protein binding. The record is from RefSeq and is a predicted model, not a curated record. The coding region runs from base 124 to 1557 and encodes 477 amino acids.